UCGACUAUGGCUGGCGUAGGAUCACACAUACAACACACUGGUCUUAUUAAAUCAGUGUAAAUUACCCACGACAAAAGCGGACAGUAGUGGAGUGUUUUAUUACAUAUUUAUAUAUUCAUUAUUAUUUUUCUUGUUUAUGGAGGUUAAUACACCAUUCCAACAAUCCGGUAGGAGUGGUUUCAUUGGCGGGUGUUUAUCAAAACAAAGCCAAGCUAACGUGGACGUGAGCGGCUAAUACUAGCCGAAAAGCUAACGAUGGACUGUGAAGUGUCACAUUUUACGAAUUUUAACGGGAAUGAAAGCAAAUAGGGGUAAUAUGUUAUCAGCCAUGGAUAGGUCGGACGGUGUUUUCGUGUUCUUUGUAGCAGGCUACUCAUAGUGUUGUAUAUCUAUGACUACUCCUCUGUAACGUGACGUCAUCGCUCCACUGUUGGUGAUGUCAGUCUUGUCAGUGCAUUGUAAAUCAUGAACAAGGGCGAGUAUCAGCAAAUUGACCCACAGACCAUCAGGACACCCGCCCAAAUCUCGCCGGGUCACCGCCAGCAGCACAGCAACCAAGGGGAGGGUGGCAGCAGCAGCUGCAGCAGCUGCAGCAGCAAGGAGGUCGAGCGGCCGAGGAGACCCAGGAGGAGAUGGGAGGUUUUCCCAGGAAAGAACCGCUUCUUCUGCAAUGGCCGGCUCAUAGCGGCACGCCAUAACGGGGUUCUGCCCCUCACCCUCUGCCUUAUCCUCGUCACCUGUGGUUUAUUCUUCAUAUUUGAUUGCCCCUUUCUGGUCAAACACCUGACGAGCUGCAUACCCGCAAUCGGAGGAGUCCUCUUUGUAUUUGUGGUCGUCACCCUUCUGCAAACCAGCUUCUCAGACCCCGGCAUCCUGCCUCGGGCCACGCCGGACGAGGCGGCUGACAUUGAGAAGCAAAUAGACACUACGGGGAGUACAGGCUAUCGCCCUCCUCCACGCACCAAGGAGGUGCUCAUCAACCAGCAGUUGGUUAAGCUCAAGUACUGCUUCACUUGCAAGAUGUUCCGACCUCCACGGACUUCCCACUGCAGCUUGUGUGACAACUGUGUGGAGAGAUUUGACCAUCACUGCCCCUGGGUGGGCAACUGUGUGGGGAAGCGCAACUACGGUUCCUUCUACACCUUCAUCGUCUCCUUGUCUUUUCUUACGGUGUUCAUCUUUGGUUGCGUGACCACGCAUCUUGCCCUGAGAGCUCAGGACGGGAAAGGCCUGUUUUUUGCCCUUCAGCAGAGUCCCGGCAGUGCCGUGGAGCUCGUAAUAUGUUUUUUCUCAGUCUGGUCCAUACUGGGCCUCUCAGGCUUCCAUACAUACCUCGUUGCUACCAACCUCACCACAAAUGAAGAUAUUAAAGGUACUUGGUCCGGAAAGAGUGGCGCUGAAGAUGUCACUAACCCAUACAGUCACAGAAACAUCUUCAUCAACUGUUGCUCAGUGCUUUGUGGACCCAUGCCGCCCAGUUUGAUCAACAGACGAGGUCUCCUGCCUGCAGACGAAGCCCUUCAGACCAGCACAGACAUUGAAGUGCCGUCCGUGUCCACUAAAAACGAGAUAAACGUGUGUAAACACGGAGCUAAAGGUGUGCUGGACUCCACCUCUCAAGCCUCAUGUCCUCAGGGAAACAGCCCGGGAGUGAACUCUGACCCCUUAGCUGGCCCCUCCACGAACUGCGGGUCCCACAAACCGAGGAAUACCUCCGACGUACAGCACAAGACAAAAACCAGGAAAACGACUAAUAAAAAGGCGGCUUUGCCGACACCCAACUCCGUCAUCCAUGUCCAAGCGUCCUUUCUAGAUGGGGACGCCGCCUCCAAAUCGAGGCAGCAUAUAGGUGCCAGGACACAAAAAACACACAAGUAACAAUCUAAUUUUUCUACGUAUGGUUCAUUGACCGUGCUGGAUUGUGUGUGAAAUCAAUCAUAUUGUUUUUGCAACAGAAGAGAUGCCGUUUGUACAGUGAUACAUGCUCAAGUAAAGGUACACUUUUUACUUAUUUCCUAUUGUAGCAUUCCUAUGCUUCCAGGUGUCCGCUGAAAUAAAUGCACUACAAACUUGGGUCAACAUGCAUAAUGUAAUAUUGCACGACCCUGUUCAAAUGGUGAGCACAGAAAAUCACCUCGUUUUUAUCAUUUGGUUGUGCACCUGAGCUAAAUUAGUAUAGUUGCCUGCGCUUAUGUUAUGUAUGUUUACAUUGUUUUUUUUCCUCGCGAUGAAGUGUCUCCCGUCCAGUUUUCCUGUCCUUUCUCCCAGUUGCCUCUAUGCUGUCCCACACACACCAUGCAGGUGGUGCAGUGUACAAUAUGCAAGUCAAAAAGUGAUCAUGCACCUGGAAUGCAUGCAUGAAAUAGUAUGAUUUAGCCAGUUGGAACUCUUCAAAAUAAAGGACCAUGACAUUAA
This is a messenger RNA of Nerophis ophidion (straightnose pipefish), 2415 nucleotides long. Its product is annotated as palmitoyltransferase ZDHHC18-B-like. Gene Ontology annotation, biological process: protein targeting to membrane; peptidyl-L-cysteine S-palmitoylation. The record is from RefSeq and is a predicted model, not a curated record. Gene Ontology annotation, cellular component: endoplasmic reticulum; Golgi apparatus. The transcript has 9 exons. Gene Ontology annotation, molecular function: protein-cysteine S-palmitoyltransferase activity. Bases 466 to 1878 code for a protein of 470 amino acids. NCBI's taxonomy places the organism in Eukaryota, Metazoa, Chordata, Actinopteri, Syngnathiformes, Syngnathidae.